AUGACGGAUCUUCCCCCUCUCAAGCUUGAUCUGGGCGAGCUAUCUAGAGUAGAUGGGUCGGCUAGGUUUGCUUCAGGGAGUGUCAUCGCUCUGGCCUCCGUGACAGGACCUAUUGAUGUCAGGAGUGGAUGGGAGAAGCCGGAAGAGGCAUUUUUGGAGGUGAAUGUCAGGCCCUUAGAAGGUGUUCCAGGUACUCAGGCGAAAUCGAUCGCUCAGACGCUGAAAUCUGCUCUCACUCCAUCCCUCUUGCUUGGACGAGCACCACGCACGCUCAUUCAACUCACCCUACAAGCACUCUCUCCUUCCUCGCUCCCUUCGAACUUUGCACAACCCCAAAUAUCCUUAUGUGGAAAAGCGGCGAUGAUGAAUGCUGCUACGGCCGCGUUCCUCGACGCGGGUAGCGUGAGCAUGCGUGGCAUUGUAUGCGCCUGUGCGGUUGGCACCAGGAACGGUGGACUUGUGCUUGACCCGACAGAGAAAGAGGAAACGGGUGCUUUUGGGUUCUUAUUUCGCGGAACAGUGUCCGGGGAGCUGGUAUGGGCUGAAUGGGAAGGGGAAGAGGGAGACUGGGAGAAGGUCGCGAGAGAGGCACGGACGGGCGCCGAGAUCGUAAGAGAUUUCAUCAGAGCGCAGUUUGAGCGAGCAGCAGGUCUUGCGCAGGAGGACGAGGUGAUGAUAUAGCGCAGAUCUGGGUAAUAAACAUUAACAUGUAACACUAUCUAAAUAUGUACACAGCGCAUAAUAGCAUUGGCUCGCAUCGUCCGG
Messenger RNA from Dacryopinax primogenitus, 765 nucleotides. RefSeq lists its product as uncharacterized. Lineage: Eukaryota; Fungi; Basidiomycota; Dacrymycetes; Dacrymycetales; Dacrymycetaceae. Bases 1 to 681 code for a protein of 226 amino acids. Gene Ontology annotation, biological process: U4 snRNA 3'-end processing; rRNA catabolic process; nuclear mRNA surveillance. Gene Ontology annotation, cellular component: cytoplasmic exosome (RNase complex); nuclear exosome (RNase complex); nucleolus. The record is from RefSeq and is a predicted model, not a curated record. The transcript has 3 exons.